Messenger RNA from Heterocephalus glaber (naked mole-rat), 5282 nucleotides. RefSeq names its product arylsulfatase B (gene Arsb). The record is from RefSeq and is a predicted model, not a curated record. Lineage: Eukaryota; Metazoa; Chordata; Mammalia; Rodentia; Bathyergidae. Gene Ontology annotation, molecular function: sulfuric ester hydrolase activity.
GACGUCCUGGGGCGGGGAGAGGGCGGAGCCGGGGCGGGAGUGAGGUCGGGGCUCCGUCUACGGCGGCGGCGCAGCACUGCCCAGGACCGGCGCACGGCAUGGGGCUGCCCCGAGGCGCCAGGCCGCUUCUCCCGCUGCUGCUCCCGCUGCUGCUCGCGCCGCGGAGCUCAGGCGCCGGGCCGGGCCGGCCUCCGCACCUGGUCUUCGUACUGGCCGAUGACCUUGGCUGGAACGACGUGGGUUUCCACGGCUCACGCCUCCGCACGCCGCACCUGGACGCGCUAGCGGCCGGGGGAGUACAGCUGGACAACUACUACACGCAGCCGCUGUGCACGCCGUCGCGGAGCCAGCUGCUCACCGGUCGCUAUCAGAUCCACACAGGUCUACAGCAUCAGAUAAUCUGGCCCUGUCAGCCCAGCUGUGUUCCUCUGGAUGAGAAGCUCCUGCCCCAGCUCCUACAGGAAGCAGGCUAUGCUACCCACAUGGUCGGGAAGUGGCACCUGGGGAUGUACCAGAAAGAAUGCCUUCCCACCCGCCGAGGAUUUGACACCUACUUCGGUUAUCUCCUAGGUAGUGAAGAUUACUACACCCAUGAGCACUGUGUGUUCAUCAAGGCUUUGAACGUCACGCGGUGUGCUCUUGAUUUUCGAGAUGGUGAAGAAGUUGCAACACAAUAUAAAAACCUGUAUUCAACAAACAUAUUUACCAACAGGGCUACAUCCCUCAUAGCUAACCAUCCUCCGGAGAAGCCUCUGUUUCUCUACCUUGCUCUCCAGUCUGUCCACGAGCCCCUUCAGGUCCCAGAGGAAUACCUGAAGCCAUAUGACUUUAUCCAAGAUAAGAACAGGCAUCUCUAUGCAGGAAUGGUGUCCCUUAUGGAUGAAGCAGUAGGAAAUGUCACUGCAGCCUUAAAAAGUCACGGGCUCUGGAACAACACAGUGUUCAUCUUCUCCACAGACAAUGGAGGGCAGACCCUGGCUGGAGGCAACAACUGGCCCCUUCGAGGAAGAAAAUGGACCCUGUGGGAAGGAGGUGUCCGAGGAGUGGGCUUUGUCGCAAGCCCCUUGCUGAAGCAGAAGGGUGUGAAGAACCGAGAGCUCAUCCACAUCUCCGACUGGCUGCCGACGCUUGUGAAGCUGGCGGGGGGCGACACUCAUGGCACCAAGCCCUUGGAUGGCUUCGAUGUGUGGAGAACCAUCAGUGAAGGAAGCCCGUCUCCCAGAAUGGAGCUACUGCAUAACAUCGACCCGAGCUUUGUGGACCUCUCACCAUGUCCUGGGAACAGCACGACUCCAGCAAAAGAUGAUUCUUUUCCAGAAUAUUCAACUUUUAACACCUCUGUCCAUGCUGCAAUCAGACACGGAAAUUGGAAACUCCUCACGGGCUUCCCAGGCUGUGGAUCCUGGUUCCCUCCACCAUCUCAAUACCGUGUUUCUGAGGUACGCUCAUCGGACUCCCCAACCAAAACCCUGUGGCUCUUUGAUAUUGACCAGGACCCAGAAGAAAGACACGACCUGUCCAGAGAGUACCCCCACAUCGUCAGGCAGCUCCUCACCCGUCUGCAGUUCUAUCAAAAACAUUCAGUACCUGUGCACUAUCCAGAGCAGGACCCACACUGUGACCCCAAGGGCACUGGUGCCUGGGGCCCCUGGAUGUAGGAUUUUGGAGACGUGGGAAUGUCUUUCUGUUGCAUGCUACACCUCGGGCCUUGACUGCUGCAGCCUCUUGUCCCAGUUGUUCUCUGCCUGCCCCACCCCCACCUCACCUGGCCCUUCUCUUGCUCCUAAACUACACCAGUCUACUUUCAAUUCCUGGUGCAUCUCAGAAGGUAACCACACUGAGCACUCCUGCUGCUGGCCUAGGCUGUGUCUGGAGGCGGUUGGCUGGCUCAUCCCCUCUUCCCAGCUGUGGGACAGCUGGAGACUUGACUUGGAAGUGAUCCUUGAGUCCUGGGGGCCAGAGCAGCUGGCUCUUUUUGCCUCACAAGUCAGACGUUAGGUUUCCCUCUGCCAGUAACGGGUUUUAUUGGAGUGACUCACAUUUCUUGUAACAAACGAAGGAAGCAGGCAGACGGUUGUUGGGUUCUGCUGGCCUGGGGCUCCCGUUCUCUGGGCAGUGAUGACCCCUCUGCUCAUCCCUCACCCACACAUCUCAUCAGGGAGCAGAAGGCCCAUUUCUUGAAGGCCAGCAUGGCAAUAUGCCAACAUCUUAGUUUUGGUUUUUACAAUAAAGAAAUGUGUUUUUAUCCUAGAUUCUUUCCCCAGCCAUUGCUCAUUCUGUCUAGACUUCCUACUACCCCCAACUCCCCUGUGGCUCUUGUCUUGCCAUUCCUCUUGACUCCAAUGUCCGUUGCCUGAGAAGACUGCGUCACCUCUCUUCUGUGAGCAGCUGGACUGAGGGAGAUACUGAGCUCUGACUUCUCUUGGCCCCUAAUGCUGAAGCCACAGCCCAGCCCAGAGAAUGUGGCCAGGUUACUCUAUGAUCCUGCCCCGGGGGAUGCCAGGAGGACUGGGCGGGGGCACAUGGGUCUGUGGUAUCUGUCCAGCAAGGUUUUUCCUAAGUUACAUGGAAGCUCAUCAUCAUGAUUGUGCCUUUCUCUCCUAACUCAGUACCAGCUACACUUCUUUUUUUUUUUUCUUUUUCUUUUUUUUUGGUACGGGGAUCGAACUCUGGUCCGUGUGCUUGCAAGGCAGGCGGUGGAACCACUGAGCUAAAUCCCCGGCCCAACAAGCUACACUUCUGUUCCAGGCAUUGAAGAGAAACCCCAGGAAAGGGUCAUUUUUUUCCUGAUAUGGAGGUGGGCACUGGGCCUCGGUACAGUAGAGAGGAGCUACCUCCCUGUCUCUAAUUCUCUGUCUGCUUGUAUUAGGGACCUGUGGUAGGGAAAAGCUGAUAUACAGUUUGACCUGCAGCCCUUUCUCAGGCCCACCAACAUCCUGCUAAGGUGGGGCGUCCAGUUUAGCUACAGUGUGUCAUACUCAGAGAACAGGGGCAAGAACUGUACUCGCUUCAUUAGCUCUGCUGCUUAGUUCAUUGCUUAUCUUCAGCACCUAAGACAACGCAUGAUUUAAAAUGAAUGAACAAACGAGAAAAGGAGAAAGCCUCACACCACAAGAGAUGCUGGUCCGGUGCACUGAACACAGGGCUGUCAUCAGUGUCUUCCAAAAUACUGCUGUCCUAUUUGCUGUUGCAUAGCUGGGCAGUCGUAGGACAUGCAGAACCCAGGCUGUGGUGUCCUCUCCAGGGGACAGAAGGGAACUAGCCCUGCCAAGAUACUCUCUUGCCAGUGAUCUUCAUUUCCAUUCUUCAUAGGACACUAGAUACAAAACCCACGAAAUAAUGUUAUUCAGGUUGAUCAUAUAGCCAUCUUUCAAUUCAGUAGUGGUAUUUCCUGGUCACAAUUGCCUGGUAUUAUAUUGAAACAAGACUAUUGGAAGGAUAUGGUGCUAGAACUAGUGACAUCUAUUUCCAACUAAUGACAUCUGUUUCCAGCCUUAGCCCAACUUCUGGGUUGGCAAACAGCUGGGCAAAUGUCAUCUCUCACUCCAAAGCCUAGGGCAGAUAGUAGGGACAAACUGAGCCUGGCUGUCCUCUAUUUUCUUUCCAUUAGUGUUCCCAUUAUUAGUGUUCUAAGAUUGGAGGCCACCACUACAGGACACCUGUUUGCUCUCCCUGCUGUGCCCUCGACAGCUGUCCCCAAUUCCUUGGUUGUCCUUGAUUACUGUGUACACUGGGAAUGUUCCACAUUCAGUGGAUUUAAAGAGUUCCAAAUGGUAAUUUUAUUUUUAAAAAUUGAGAUUUUAUUUUAUUGAUAAUAGACUAGUUUAUCUCUGUUACUGUGAUUGUUCCAGAUUUGAGACAGAAUUAAUAUUUUCAAAAUUAUGUCAGCCAUGGAUAUUGUGAAUGCACUUAAUGUCAUUGAACUGUACAUUUAAAAAUGGUAAAAUUGGGGAUUUAUCACAAUUUUUAAAUUUGCCAAUUUUAUGGUAUGUGACAUAUCUGAUAAAUCUGUUAAAAUAUAGCAAUGAUAUCCACUAAAAUGUAUCUAUAAUGCAUAUAAAAUAGUGUUUGGUAGGAGUAAAAACAAAAUGCUAGUAAGAGAAUGUAUUUGUUUUCUUUUGCUGUGUAAUAAGUUACCACCAAAUCUAGCAGCUUAAAACAACAUUUAUUAUUUCACCUCUGUGACCCUCCCUGAGGGCCAGGAUUGUGGGAGUGCUUGGGCUGGGUGGUUCUGCCUCAGGGUCUCAUGAGACUGGUCAAGCAGUGGACCAGCGAGGUGGUCACCUGAAAAUGAGUGAGGUUCACAGGCCUACUUCUGAGAUGAUACAUUUACAAGGCUGUGGUUACGAUGGAUUCCUUGCCAGGAGGGCAUCAGCAUGAGCUGCUUGAGGUCCUCACACAGGGCAGGUAACUCCACCAGAGCUGUGAUCUAUAGAAAGAGCGAGUAGGGUGCUAUGGUGUCUUUUGUGACCCAGGCUCCAAAGUCACACACUGCCACUUCCACCUUUUUUCCACUGAUAAACAGUUCUCUAAGUCUACCCCAUAGUUAAAUGGGGAGGAGAACCCCAUAUUUUGAAGGGACUGUUAGAUUUAUGGCAUAAUUCUAUACAGUGGGCACAAUUAGCCUCCGGUGGAGUAAUUGCCCAAUCAAGUCACCUGCAUCUAUCACAUGCUGCUACUUGAAGAAAGAUGGUAGAAACAGGAUCCAACUUUUCUAUUUAGAGGUAGAAUGACCGUGGGCAAACCCCUUAGCCCUCUCUGUUCCUCAGGUUUUCCCCUGAUAAAGUGAUGGUUUGAAUUAGAUAAUCCUUGAAGUCUAGGGCCGAGGAUUUAGCUCAGUGGUUCCACUGCCUGCCUUGCAAGCUCAAGGUCCUGAGUUCGAUCCCCGGUACCAAAAAAAAAGUCUAUGUAAUCCUUAAAGUCUUGCUUUCCAUAAUAAUGCCUGGCACACAGUAGAUGUUCUGUAAAUGUUGGUCAGUUGACUCUGAAAUAAUAACACUGUGCUAAAAAUUUGCCUGAGGUUAUGCUCAAUUUUGAAAACAAUUUUUUUUUUUUGUACCAGGGAUUGAACUCAGGACCUUGUGCUUGUGCAGCAGGCACCAUAACCACUGAGCUAAAUCCCUGGCCCUCAAUUUUUAAAACAAUUUAAUUUAAAAAGUAUUACACUAUGUUUUGCAUCUUCAGUGACCCCAAAGGCCCACAUACUAAAGAUUUGGUGUGUUGGAACCUCUAGCAGGCGGGACCUCGGUGAAGGAAGUAGGUCAUUAAAAGUGUGCCCAAGA